CACCGUCACCCCUACUCUGUUUUGACAUCGCUCCUGUCAAAACUAACAAUUCAGACGUCCCCCGUCCGCUUGACUUAUCUUCGUAGCCGUCUUUGGAAGCCGCAUUCUGAUCAUCAAAAUAGAGCGAAACAGCUCCUGCACAUCUUGAAAAUAAAGAAUACACCAAAAAUGCGACUAAUAGACGAGAACCAUGGAAUUUGGAAUGGAAAUUGAAACGCAACAGGCCCUGAACCACAUCACUCAAAUCUCACAGGAUGGCCCGUUUACCAUAGCUCUGAACUCGAAUGGUGGACUCCAGCAAGUGGCGGAAAAAGAAAACAAGGCCCAGGAUGAUUUCAGGCCAAAAACAUCGUACUGGGAAGCUUUGGUGCACAUGUUCAGAGGAACCGUCGGAACUGGUAUCCUGGCCCUCCCGUUCGCCUUUAACCAAUCCGGUUACCUCGGAGGCAUCCUCGGUAUCAUUGCCAUCACCUACUUAGUCAACUACUGUUCCGUGCUUCUGGCGAUCUGCUCGAGGGAAUUGGGUAACAGAAAGAAAAACAACGCCGUCCUCACCUACCAAAGCACCCUAGAAGCCGCCUUCAAAGAAGGACCCGAAAUAGUGAGGCCCGUAGGGCCAUUUUUCAUAUCCACAACUAACAUACUUCUUAUCGGGACUCAACUGGGCAGCGUCUGUGUCUAUAUUAUAUUCAUAUCGUCAAAUGUCAAAGCAGCUAUGGAUCCGUAUAUCGGCGAGCACACAAUAAGGUUCUACACACUAUUUCUGGCCAUCCCGAUCUUGGCGAUGAGUAUGGUAAUCAGUUUGAAGAGGCUCGCUUUCAUAUCCACGUUCGGCAACAUAGUACUACUUUGCAGCGUCGUCGCCGUCAUGUACUAUUCGACGAGGGACAUGGCCGCUCUCUCGCAGGCGAGGAUGUUCGGCUCAGUCGCCCAUUUACCGCAAUUCUUCGGUGCAGUCUUCUUUGCCAGCGGGUGCCUCAGCCUGGUGCUACCUCUCCAAAGCGAGAUGCUCAAGCCGAAAAACAUCUCUUCGACUUUCGGCGUGCUCAACAUGAACGCCUUUCUCUCCGGGCUGCUCUACUGCCUCUUCGGACUCUUGGGCUACCUCAACUUCGGCGAGGAGGCGAAAGCCUCUGUCACACUCAACCUACCUCAACAUGAUUUACUGGGGAAAUUGGUACAGAUUUUCCUGGCCAUGUCGACGAUGACUGGAACCGCCCUCCAGAAUUAUGUUUCCGUCUCGAUAAUCUGGGACGAUUACUUGAGAUCCAUUGUCAAAAAGAAUGUGAUACUGGCGCAGUACUGCCUCCGCCUGGCCGUCGUGGUGUUGACAGUUGGCGUCUCUCUGCUAGUGCCCAACUUGGAGCUGGUCAUGUCAAUCAUAGGCACAUUGUCCCAGUGCACCCUCGGAACGAUCGUGCCCUGCGUCAUACACUUUCUCACUUUUCACAAGCAGCCUCAUCACUUCGGCUACGUGACCGCCUUCGCCAAGGACCUCAUUGUAUCAGUUUUCAGUGUUUUCAUACUCUUCUAUUCGCUCACCUCAGCGAUCAACGGGGCACUCAAAGGAACUUAAAGGGUCCGACCUCGCUCUGCUGGCCAAAGAAGUCGGUUUGGACCUAGUUUGGAUCUCUAAAUGUACAUUAUCGAAUUCCUGUGUAGUUUUCUUACAAUUCAUCCUUAUUUUUAAACCAAAUUUACUCCACAAAGGUGAUUUUUUAAAUAUCUAUGUUUAAAUAGUCCUUGUUUUAUUGGCUGCAUUCCACAUCACAAUUUACUUCAAGCAAGUUUCUAUAUAUUUCAUCCAACUGAAGAAAAUUGUAAUUAUUUUAGAAUUAGUAUUAUUUUGUUUUAUUUAUUAAUUUCCUCAUUUAUUCUUUCAUUUAAUUGUUCUCGUGUUCCUUAUUUUCUAGCACUCUUUAAUCCCCCUUUCUUUUUCUUUUCCUUGCUUGUCAUUUUCUGUUUAUUUUCUUUCACGAUUAUUUAAAAAUGUUUUAAAAAAACGAUUUUCAACGUUCUUUGUAUCAUUUAAAUCGCACAAAAUUUUGGAUUUUUAGACAUUCUCUUUUCUGUGAUGCUUUUGUAAAAUAUCUGGCAUUUUGAUAGAUGAGGCUGUUUCUUUUAACGAACUACGACGUAAAUAGAAUAAUUACUAGCAUAUCAAAAUCAGAUUAAAUAAUCUAUUAUUAUUAAAUAUUUCAUUCAUAUCACUACUAGAUUGUAUCUAAAUUCAUUUCAGCAAUAUUCGCAAUAUUUUUAUCAUUUAUAUUAUAAAUUUGAAAUUACCUUGAAAAAUA
Molecule: messenger RNA, 2297 nt
Organism: Cimex lectularius (bed bug)
Lineage: Eukaryota; Metazoa; Arthropoda; Insecta; Hemiptera; Cimicidae
Product: proton-coupled amino acid transporter-like protein CG1139
Exons: 10
Coding region: 191-1576 (461 amino acids)
Biological process (GO): amino acid transmembrane transport
Cellular component (GO): vacuolar membrane
Molecular function (GO): amino acid transmembrane transporter activity
Source: RefSeq, a predicted model, not a curated record